GCGGUCCUCCCCAGUGCGGCCGCUCGGCGGGCCGGGGUCCCCUCGGGGCCCCGCCGCGCCCGCCCCGCGGUCUCCCCGCCGUCCCCUCCCCCCGGGAGGGAGGAGGAGACUCGGCGGCCGCCGUCGCCGCGGCCAGCCCCGAGCCCACUCCGCCCAGGCCGGCGGCUCGCACGUCCGGAGGGCGCCGCUUCCCGCCUCGAGGUCCGAAGAAGCGCUCUCCACCCCGAGGCCUGGACAGCAGUGGGUCGCUGAGGCCAUCAUGUGCAGUGCUGUCGUAUCUGCCACGUGUCCCCCACGCCAACCCUGAGCCCUGGUCACGCGUUGGAGCCCAGGGCCCUCCCCACCGCAAUGAGCCAUGGGCCAAGCCCCCGGCUGGCUGAGUCCCCACAGCUGUCCAAGGGCAGCCUCCUGACCAUCCUGGGCAGCCCGUCGCCAGAACGCAUGGGGCCUGCGGACUCGCUGCCUCCCACGCCGUCCAGUGGCACGCCCUCGCCAGGCCCACCACCCACGCUGGCCCUGCCGCCGCCGAGCGCACUGCUGGCCGAUGGCGACUGGGAGAGUCGCGAAGAGCUGCGGCUGCGGGAGCUGGAGGAGGCGCGAGCUCGAGCGGCGCAGAUGGAAAAAACCAUGCGCUGGUGGUCGGACUGCACGGCCAAUUGGCGCGAGAAGUGGAGCAAGGUGCGCGCCGAGCGCAACCGUGCGCGCGAGGAGGUGCGCCAGCUGCGUCAGCGCCUAGACGCGCUCACUAAGGAGCUGGCGGGCGCGCGGCGCGAGCGCCACGAGGCGCAGGGCGAGUGUGAGGCGCGCGGCCGCGAGCUGGCCCGUCUGCGCGGCGGCAAGGGAGGCGACAAGACGCGCGGGGAUGAGCCAGAGCCGGAACAAGAGCCGGUGCGCGAUGUCGGGUGCGAGAGACCUUCCGCGGCCAGCAGCCAGGAGCUGGAACUGAUGGAGAGCCUGCUGAAGAGCAGGGCGGAGGAGCCCGAGGGCUGCUGGGAAGCCCGCAGCGUGAACACUGGGGGCACCCGAAGCAACUCCAGCCGCCAGGAGCGCAGCCGGCUGCCCUGGGAGGACACAGUCAGCACCGAGGAGGAUGCCUCCAAGCUGACCGCCCUCAGGCUGAGGCUCGAUGAGUCCCAGAAAGUGCUGCUCAAGGAGCGCGAGGAUAAACUGGCCCUGAGCAGGAACAUCGAAAAGCUGGAGGGGGAGCUCAGCCAGUGGAAGAUCAAGUACGAAGAGCUGAGCAAGACCAAGCAGGAGAUGCUCAAGCAGCUCAACAUCCUGAAGGAAACUCACCAAGAUGAGCUGGGCCGCAUGUCCGAAGACCUGGAGGACGAGCUGGGAGCGCGGUCGAACAUGGACAGGAAGAUGGCAGAGCUGCGGGGUGAGAUGGAGAGGCUGCAGGCAGAGAAUGCGGCUGAGUGGGGCCGCAGGGAGAGGCUGGAGACUGACCGGCUGGGCCUCGAGCGGGAGAACAAGAAGCUGCGGGCCCAGGUCGGGGACCUGGAGGAGGCACUGGCAAGGCGGCGGCGGCAGACAGCCAGUGCGCUGGAUUGCGACCUGCGGGCCAGCCAGGCUGCGCUCUUCGAAAAGAACAAGGAGCUGGCUGACCUCAAGCACGUGCACGGCAAACUGAAGAAGCAGCUGCAGGAGAAGGUGGCUGAGCUGGCGCAUGCCAACCGGCGUGUGGAGCAGCAUGAGGCCGAGGUGAAGAAGCUGCGACUGCGAGUGGAGGAGCUCAAGAAGGAGCUGGCCCAGGCGGAGGAUGAGUUGGAUGAGGCCCACAACCAAGCACGGAAGCUGCAACGGUCGCUGGAUGAGCAGACAGAGCAGAGCGAGAAUCUGCAAGUGCAGCUGGAACACCUGCAGUCCAGGCUCCGCCGGCAGCAGCAGACAGCACCCCUCUUUGGGAAGAUCCGUGGGGCUCGCUUUGGCACGGAGGAGGCCGGAGACGGAGCCAGUGACCUGGAUGAGGAUGAGGACCUGCAAAUCCAGGUGGCCUAGAGCAGGACUGGUCCCAAGCUGCAGGCCCCCCAACAGCCCUGGCUCACCAACCACUCAGACUGACAGAGCUACAGGUGCUGGGCCGGGACCCACCCCUGCUCUCCGCCCCUGCAGCUGGCAGCAGCUGACCCCACCCACUGCCACCCUGGUUUUGACCUGUGUGUCAUGUGCAGUACUCUGCCUGUGCCCA
Messenger RNA from Ochotona princeps (American pika), 2191 nucleotides. RefSeq names its product coiled-coil domain containing 102A (gene CCDC102A). Lineage: Eukaryota; Metazoa; Chordata; Mammalia; Lagomorpha; Ochotonidae. The transcript is spliced from 9 exons. Bases 349 to 2001 code for a protein of 550 amino acids. Gene Ontology annotation, cellular component: myosin complex. The record is from RefSeq and is a predicted model, not a curated record.